GUGAAAUUGAAUGGUGGUGUGGUCAGUGGUGGGAGAAGCUGUGUCUCAGCCGGCCAUUAGGGCGGAAGGACCCACCUGUUGAGUAUCGACGAACCACUGUUGAUGCUAUCACUGUUGGCUUGACAAAGAUUGGGCCUUCAAGUAAAGAACACUCUCCACUUUUCUUGCUUCAUCAAUCAAUGAAGGAAUUUUUUUUUCUGCUUUUUUCUUUGUUUGUUUAUCCAGAUUUUCACGUGCUUUAGCUCCAUGCUUUCAUCAACUAAUUUCUAAUUUCUAUUUUUUUUAAAAAAAAAAAAAUUAAAUUUCUCUCUCACACGAUACCGGCAGCUGAUUUAGCAUCUAUCGUAUACUUUGUCUCCCAAUCAUUCUAACGUCUUUCCUACUGGGGUUACCCCCAAUUAGGAUCUUAUUCAUAGAAUCUACUCUUCUGUGAAGUUUUGUAUUUGCAGGAGUAUUAAUUUUUGUUUCGUUACCACUACUUAAUGGUUCUCAUUAUUUGAUUUUCUGUUAGUUUAUACUUUAUCGCCGGAUUUUGCUUCUGCUUAUUUCAUUACUUCUUAAUUUUGAGGACAUUUGUGUGUCCAUUACUACUACUACUAAUCAAGCUGCUGCUUCUUCUGGGAGUUGGGGCAUUUGGUAUGGAGUGUUUUUGCUUCUGUAGAAUAAUACUUACCUUCAGGGAUCAGUUAAGUUUGAAACUGUUGCCGUGAACUAUAUAUUAUUGGGAGCUGUUUUUUUUUUUUUGGAGGGGGGGUUGGAAAGAGUAAAGAAUCGGAUUCUGGGUCUGCUUACGUACACAGCUUCGUUCUUUCUGAAUGUUCAAUAUUUAAGCUUAUCUUGCUUCUGAGUGUUAUAGUGGAAGAAACAGAAGGUUUUACUGUUUCUAUUGGUGGGAUCAUACUAUAUUUCAUUUUGGUUUUAGUUAUUCUUGAAAGCACUGGCUAACUUCACUUGAAGUUUCUUUAUUUCAAUAGACUAGACGGUAGAUAUAAUUCCCUGUUUUGGCGGCAUCCCACAGACUUCUUAGGCAAGAAUUGAAAAUGAGUUUCCUUUGGUUUGUUUCAUUGUUAUCUCUCGUUUGCGGUACUUUUCCUCUUGGAUUUGGUAAGAACGUUUCGUCAAGACCAUCGGUUGUGAAUAUUGGAGCUAUUUUAUCUCAUAAUUCUACUAUUGGAAGAGUUGCCACGAUUGCCAUUGAAGAAGCUGUGAAAGAUGUGAAUGCGGAUCCCAGCAUUCUUCCCGGAACCAACCUCUGGUUACAAAUGCAAAAUUCCAACUGUAGUGGGUUUCUGGGCAUGGUUGAAGUCUUGCAACUUAUGGAGAAUAAAACCGUUGCCAUCAUAGGCCCUCAGUCUUCUGUUGUUGCCCACAUUUCAUCCCAAGUUGCAACUGAGUUCCAAGUUCCUCUAGUCUCCUUUUCAGCUACUGAUCCUACCCUCUCUGCCCUUCAGUUUCCUUUCUUUGUGAGGGCUGCACAGAGUGAUUUGUUUCAAAUGACUGCGGUUGCUGAGAUUGUUGAACACUAUCUUUGGAAAGAGGUCAUUGCUAUAUAUGUUGAUGAUGACUAUGGGUGGAACGGAAUUGCAACAUUGGGCGAUAAACUUGCCGAAAGGCGUUGUAAAAUCACAUAUAAGGUGGGUAUUAGUCCAGAUUCUGUGGAUAAUCGAGCCCAAGUUAUGGAUCAGCUUGUUAAAGUUGCUCUAAUGGAAUCAAGAGUUAUGGUUCUCCAUGUGAACCCCAAAUUAGGCACCUUGGUAUUUUCAGUUGCUAAGUACCUUCAAAUGGUGGGCAAUGGAUAUGUAUGGAUUGCGACUGAUUGGCUUACGUCUUUAUUAGACAGUGUUGUUCCUUUCCCUUUUGAAAACAUGGAGUCGAUGCAAGGAGUUCUUUCUCUACGGCAGCACACAGCAGAAUCUGAUAAAAAGAGAGCUUUUCUUUCCAGGUGGAAUAAGUUAACAGGUGGCUCUUUAGGUCUGAAUACUUAUGGUCUGUAUGCAUAUGACUCUGUUUGGAUGGUUGCUCAUGCCAUAGACAAAUUUUUCAGUCAAGGUGGGGUCGUCACACACUCUAACGACUCCAAGUUGCAUUUCAGUGAAAGUGGUGACCUUCAUCUUGAAGCUAUGACUAUCUUUGAUGGUGGAAACCGCGUACUGAAUAACAUAUUGGAGAGUGAUUUUGUUGGUCUGACUGGUGCCAUUAAGUUCGAUUUGGACAGAUCUCUUAUUCAUCCUGCAUAUGAUAUUAUUAAUGUUAUUGGGACUGGAUCAAGAAGGGUGGGUUACUGGUCCAACUAUUCUGGUUUAUCAAUUGAUGCUCCUGAGUUACUCUAUUCCAAACCAGCCAAUCGUUCACAUGCAAAUCAGAAGUUGUAUGAGGUGAUAUGGCCAGGAAAUACAAUAGAACAGCCUCGAGGAUGGGUAUUCCCAAACAAUGGGAAGCUGUUAAAAAUUGGUGUGCCACUUCGGGUCAGUUACAAGGAGUUUGUGUCAAAAAUCAAGGGGACCGAAAAUUUCCAAGGUUUCUGCAUUGAUGUGUUUACGGCUGCCGUAAACUUAUUGCCGUAUGCCGUCCCGCACGAAUUUAUAGCCUUUGGCGACAGCCAUCACAAUCCAAAUUACACAGAUCUUGUGUAUGGGAUUACAACUGGCAAAUUUGAUGCUGUUGUUGGGGACAUAGCCAUUGUCACAAGCCGUACAAGGCUUGUAGAUUUUACUCUGCCAUAUACUGCUUCUGGACUAGUUGUUGUGGCCCCAUUCAAAAAACGGAAUACUGGGGCUUGGGCUUUCCUGCAUCCAUUUUCUCCCGCCAUGUGGAUGGUCACAGCUAGUUUCUUCUUUUUUAUCGGAAUAGUCGUUUGGAUUCUGGAGCAUAGGACGAAUGAUGAAUUCAGAGGCCCACCUAAAAGACAAUGUAUUACAAUUUUAUGGUUUAGCUUCUCAACUCUGUUUUUUGCCCAUAAGGAGAACACAAUUAGCACUCUUGGCCGCCUAGUGCUGAUCAUAUGGCUCUUUGUGGUUCUGAUAGUAAAUUCUAGCUACACUGCCAGUUUAACAUCCAUUCUCACAGUGCAGCAGCUAUAUUUUCCAAUCACAGGAAUUGAAACCUUGAGGGAAGGUGGCGAACCAAUAGGUUUCCAAGUUGGAUCGUUUGCUGAACGCUAUCUGAGAGAGGAGCUGAACAUAUCUAAAUCUAGGCUUAUUGCUCUUGGAUCACCCGAAGAAUAUGCCAGGGCACUUGACCUUGGCCCUGACAAGGAGGGGGGUGUUGCUGCUAUAGUUGACGAACUCCUAUACGUAGAAAGUUUCCUCUCGAGACAGUGUUCAUUCAGAGUUGUUGGUCAAGAGUUCACAAAAAGUGGCUGGGGUUUCGCAUUCCCGCGAGAUUCUCCCUUGGCCAUAGACUUGUCAACGGCCAUUUUGCAGCUCUCAGAGAAUGGUGAUCUUCAACGGAUUCAUGACAAAUGGCUAGCGAAAAGUGCUUGCACCAUGGAAAAUGCAGAGCUAGAAUCAGAUCGACUUCAACUUAAGAGCUUCUGGGGUCUUUUUCUAAUAUGUGGGAUAGUUUGCUUCAUUGCCCUUGCCAUAUAUUGCUUUCAGAUAAUUCGUCAGUUAUACCAUACUGAAACAGAAGAACCCGAUCUAUCUAGCAGUAGUGGAUCACAUUCUAACCGCCUUCGACGAAUUAUAUCACUAUUGGAUGAGAAGAAAGAAUCUUCUAAAAGGGGAAGCAAACGAAGGAAAGUUGAGAAAUCAUCUGAAAAUGAUAAGGUCGAUGAUCAUUUGGGGGUCGAUCCUUGAGAAGUUGGAAAACAGAAACUGAAGCAACCAACCAGGUUCACCAUCUGGUCUUCUCAUCAAUAAUUUUAAGGCUUUCCAGAGAUAAAUUGUACUCUAUAUUCAGUUUGAGAGCUGUAACUGGAUAAUUGAGCCAUCUGUUUCGUAGGUUUAGAACUAUAUUAUGUGCACUUUUGGGUAGUCAUUGCCUUCUGAUAAAGCAUGUUGGAGGAAAUGAACAUGUACAGCUUGUUUAAAUGCACAUCAUCUUCCAUGUUUUUUAUUUUGUUCCA
Cucumis sativus (cucumber) is the source of this 4066-nucleotide messenger RNA. Its product is annotated as glutamate receptor 3.3. Gene Ontology annotation, cellular component: plasma membrane. The transcript has 6 exons. The coding region runs from base 1041 to 3797 and encodes 918 amino acids. NCBI's taxonomy places the organism in Eukaryota, Viridiplantae, Streptophyta, Magnoliopsida, Cucurbitales, Cucurbitaceae. The record is from RefSeq and is a predicted model, not a curated record. Gene Ontology annotation, molecular function: glutamate-gated receptor activity.